GGUUUUUUUCCGUCUCUGUCUUGACUCUCACACAAAGUUCCAGCAAACUCAAGCAAAACCUGUUUUUCAGAAUGGAUGAGGAUGUUGUCAGUCACACAGGGGACUGGACGAAAACCAGAGAGGCUGUCGCAAACUUUCGGCGGCUGCUGCUUUGCUCCAAAUGCUCGACAUUAAUGAAGGAGCCUGUGUGUCUGGGGACAUGUGAGCAUAUGCUGUGCAGGUCCUGCGCUGGCCCUCGGGCAGGAGACGGCUGUGCGGUGUGUCAGAGCCCCGCGUGGGUGAAGGACAUCCAAAUCAACAGGCAGCUCAGCAAUAUCACACAACUCUUCUGCAGUUUGGAGUCCCUGCUGAGUCCCGCAGAAAACUCAGACUCUUCUCUUGCAGAGAGGCAAACAGAGCCAGAGAGCCCUCUCUUAAAACACAAGAAGAACUUCAAGAUCUGGUUCAGUCCCCGCAGCCGCAAGGUACGCUGCAUGGUGGAUAAACCUUCAGAGGUCACCGCACCGGGUAGCAAGACUUGUGGAGAAACGGUCUCAGCACAGCCAGACCCUAAUACAGCUCAAAGCAAAGACCUGUCAAUCUUCAACUUCCAAUUCUCCUCCCAAGACUCAGACUCUACCUGCCUCCAAAGACGCAAAGCUGACAACAAAAACAAAAAGAAGACUUCCAAAAAUGCUGCCAACAGAAAGCCGGCAGUGCAUGGAGGUAGGCCAGCAACACGCAGACAGACCAAGCAGAAGGUUAAGGAGAAGAAGCUUGAGGCCAUAAACCAGCAGUGGGGCAUCAGCAAGGAGGACAAGGUCCAUCAGGAUGAGGAGCCGGCCUGUGCUGAGGGGACACGGAGGUCCAGUAAAAGGGUGUCCUUCCUGAGCCCUGCUGACACGACGGAGGAGCCGCAGUCUGAAAGGCCAGAGGGAAGCGACGGUGUUGCCAGCCCUACCAGGAGCAUCCUUAAGCGGAGCUCGUCUGGAGGCGGCAUCACUGGCCCGGAGGAUGCAGCCCAACCUGACCAGAACAUGUCAGCCAGUCCCUUGCAGAGGAAUUCUCUGUCUGCAGAUGAUCCCAAAGCAAGUGAGGAUACUGAAAAACAAGAUGAGUUAUCUCUUUGUAAGCAAUCCCCGAAAAGACUCAGAAUGGAGAAGAAAUCUACUUCAGAAACUACCCCAAAAAGACCUAGAGCUUCCCUGGUCCGCAGGGCACAGUCACUGGGACAGAUGGAUCCUACCCUUGGUGAACCUCCCUAUUCGGUCACCCCAAAGCGUGGCAAGAGCACCAGAAGCCCCAGAGCGGCACAAAGAGGCAGUCCCUCCUGCUCGCCCUCCGUGGGGAGGAAAUCCCCUCGCUCCCCCGGUGCAUCUGUUGGCCGGCCUGCCUCGGGGAGCCCCACCUUUAUGAAGAGGAACCACAGGGGAGAGACGCCUCUGCACCUAGCUGCUAUAAAGGGAGAUGUGGAGGCUGCCAAGGCGCUGCUGGACGAAGGGGCUGACCCCAACCUGAAGGAUAACGCCGGGUGGACACCUCUGCAUGAGGCGUGCAACCUCGGUCAUCUGGCGGUCGUGGAGGUGUUGGUGUUGAGAGGAGCGCUCCUGAACACGCCGGGCUACGAGAACGACUCUCCGCUCCACGAUGCAGUGAUGAACGGACACGUGGCCGUCGCCAAACUGCUGCUGCAGCACGGAGCCUCGCAGCAUGUACUGAAUCAGUUCGGGAAGCGGCCUGCGGACUACGCAGUGAGCCCGGAGAUGCAGGAAAUCUUUCAGGAAGCCUCAGAAGGACCCCAUCCUGCGAGUGCACCUGUUAGCCCUUCAGCCAGCCUCUCCAUGGUGAGCGACGGUGUGAGGAGUGAUGAGCAGGUGGUGUUUCUGGCCAGCAAACUAUCUGAGUCCCAGCAGCAGCAACUGGCCAAACUGGGAAGGCUGCUUGGAGCGAAGAUGUCUGAGGGCUUCUCUGGCUCAGUGAGCCAUCUGGUGGUGCCAGACGGACCCAUGCCCACCACCCUCUCCGCCCUCCUGAGCGUCCUCGCUGGCUGCUGGGUCCUCAGAUACAGCUGGGUGGAGGCAUGCCUGCAGGCACGCAAGUGGAUACCCGAGACUGAGCACGAGGCAGGAGAAGGCCCCCGGCGCAGUCGCAUCAACAAAUGUAGCCUGCUCCCCCCGCUGUUGGACGGCUGCUUCUUCUUCCUCAUGGGCUCCUUCAAGUCUCCCCCCAAAGAGGGGCUCGUCGAGCUGCUGCGGGAGGGAGGAGGCCAGAUCCUGAGCCGGCAGCCGAAGCCCGACAGCGACGUGACGCAAACCCUGAGCGCCGCCGCCUACCACGCCCCGCCCGGCUCCGACCAGGCCCUGUGCACCCAGUACAUCCUCUACGACCCCCAGGGCCCGCAUAAGCCAGCGGUGGUCCGGCGUGGGAAGGUGUGGUCCGCCCCUUCGACCUGGCUCAUCGAUUGCAUUGCAGCCUUCCGCCUCCUCCCUGUGCCGGAAUAUCAGCCUUAGUUUACCAAAAAAAAAAAAAAAAAAAAAAAGAACCCCACAGAUAAAUUCGGUUUA
Messenger RNA from Myripristis murdjan (pinecone soldierfish), 2543 nucleotides. RefSeq names its product BRCA1 associated RING domain 1 (gene bard1). NCBI's taxonomy places the organism in Eukaryota, Metazoa, Chordata, Actinopteri, Holocentriformes, Holocentridae. Gene Ontology annotation, cellular component: BRCA1-A complex; BRCA1-BARD1 complex. The record is from RefSeq and is a predicted model, not a curated record. Gene Ontology annotation, molecular function: ubiquitin-protein transferase activity; protein binding. Gene Ontology annotation, biological process: protein K6-linked ubiquitination. The coding region runs from base 72 to 2489 and encodes 805 amino acids. The transcript has 11 exons.